CGUACAAGAGCAGGCUGAAUCUUACUCUGAGGAUGAAAUAGUGAAAUCCACACCAGGGAAGAAGACAGGAACUGCCAAGAGGAGAAGAGAUAUACAAAGCAAUGAAGGCAGGAAAAAAAAGAAAAAGACUCAAGAGAUAGGUCCCAUGACUCUUGGUACUGAUGGCAUAUUGUGGAUGUCCUCUUCGGAAGCGAAGCUUAACCUUCCGAAAAAGAAAGUGGAGAAGGAGCCUGAGGUGGAAAAGUUGAAACGAGCUCAGCAAGAAAAGACAAAUCAUUUCAGAAAUAUGCACAAGAUUUACAUUCAAGGAACAGAUCUCCCCGAACCUAUUGCUACAUUUGAGCAACUCCAGGAAGAAUACAAAAUCCACCCAAAAAUCAUGCAGAACAUCGAAGCUGCUGGAUUCCACACUCCUACGCCAAUUCAGAUGCAAGCAAUUCCUGUAAUGCUUCAUGGUCGUGAGCUUCUGGCUUGUGCUCCCACUGGCUCGGGAAAGACAUUGGCAUUUAGCAUUCCUAUUUUAACACAGCUGAAACAACCCAUGAACAAAGGGUUCAGAGCUCUUAUCAUCUCCCCCACGCGGGAGCUUGCGAGUCAGACACACAGAGAGCUGGUGAAGUUGUCGGAGGGCACUGGCUUCAGAGUAAACAUGAUCCACAAAGCUGCUGAGGCUGCAAAGAAGUUCGGUCCAAAAUCGGCCCAGAAAUUUGACAUUCUGGUGACGACUCCAAACAGACUUAUCUAUCUCCUAAAACAAGACCCUCCUGCAGUAGAUUUGACCAGGGUUGAGUGGCUGGUGGUUGAUGAGUCGGACAAGUUAUUUGAAGACGGGAAGACCGGGUUCCGAGACCAGCUGGCCACCAUCUUCCUCGCGUGCACCUCCCACCUCAUCAAGAGGGCCAUGUUCAGCGCAACGUUUGCACAUGAUGUCGAGCAGUGGUGUAAACUGAAUCUCGACAACGUCAUCUCUGUCUCUAUUGGCGCAAGAAACGCUGCAGCUGAGACGGUGGACCAAGAGCUGUUAUUUGUUGGAUCGGAAACAGGAAAACUGUUAGCCAUGAGAGAUCUGGUGAAGAAGGGUUUCACGCCUCCUGUCUUGGUUUUCGUACAGUCCAUUGAGCGGGCCAAAGAGCUAUUUCACGAGCUCAUUUAUGAAGGCAUCAACGUGGACGUCAUCCAUGCAGACAGGACCCAGCAGCAGAGAGACAACGUAGUCCACAAUUUCAGAGCAGGGAAGAUCUGGGUCCUCAUCUGCACUGCUUUGCUGGCAAGAGGGAUUGACUUCAAAGGGGUGAAUAUGGUUAUCAAUUUUGACUUCCCAAGCAGUGCCGUGGAAUACAUCCACCGGAUAGGUCGCACGGGGAGAGCAGGUCACACAGGCAAAGCAGUUACUUUCUUCACAGAAGACGACAAGCCAUUACUGCGAAGUAUAGCCAGUGUUAUUGAGCGAGCGGGCUGUCCCGUGCCGGACUACAUCAAGCAUUUCCGCAAGUUGCAAAGCAAACAUAAGAAGAAGCUGAUCAAGAAGCCGCUGGAAAGGGAACACAUCGUUACGUCUCCUCAGUACUUGAAGAGGAUAGCCAAGAGGAAAAAGUUAACUGCCAAGAAAAAAGUGAAGAAGGAUGCAAAAAACAGCAAUUCUAAGGCAGAGGCUGUUCCAGAAAAUUGAUUCUCAUAUCUUGAAUGCACAGUCAACAUGAACAAGGUUUCUGCCGUAUUUGCAGGACUGGGGGAUCUGAGCCACAUAAGCUGCUGAUGGACAAACGAGGCCUCUCUUGUCUAUUUUGGCUGCAGUUUUAACUGUGACCACAGCAAUCUGAAACCAGACCUGGUUUGCAAUGGUUGUGUGGGAAGGAGACCAUCUCCUAAGUGCGACGUUUUGCUAGGCUCAUGUUCUAAAAGAGGACAAGUGUCAUAACUUGAAGCAUCUUGUAGAUUUUUUGUGGAGGGGGAGUAGCUGAGAGGGUGUGUUGCCCAGAGCCGAGCCCAUUGUCCAUUCAAUGAUCAUGUGCUUUAUAAAGAUUCAUGUUUUUAUUA
Messenger RNA from Pogona vitticeps (central bearded dragon), 2037 nucleotides. NCBI's taxonomy places the organism in Eukaryota, Metazoa, Chordata, Lepidosauria, Squamata, Agamidae. The record is from RefSeq and is a predicted model, not a curated record.